AUGGACACCAGUAAGACAAUGGUGGAAAAUGUCCCAAUUUGGAUUCGAUUAGUUGGAUUGGAUCUCAAAUACUGGGGUCAGAGAGCCCUCACUAAGAUUGCUGGGCUGAUAGGCAAACCAAUCAAAACUGAUAGUGCAACUAAACUGAAGGAAAGGCUUGUGUAUGCAAGGGUGAUGGUGGAGGUGCCUAUGAAUAAAACGUAUCCAGAAUUUGUCAUGUUUGAAAAUGAGAGGGGUCAAAUUGUAGAACAGCAAGUACAAUAUGAAUGGAAACCUAUAUUAUGUCCACAUUGUAAGAACUUUGGGCAUAAUGCAGAGGUGUGCAGAAAAUGGCUAAAAGAACCAGAGACACUAAAGAAAUUGAAUUCACAUAAGAAAGAGGUACCGAAGGUGGCUGAUAAUGAACUCAAAGUGGUAACUCAUAAAAGUCCUAAGAGAAAUGGGGGUUCGCCUUCAAUAGGGCAUACUGAAUCUUCUAAUCAAUUUGCAGAACUGGGGGAAGGGAAAAUGGUAGCUGAUGAGAAAGCACUAAGUAAUGAAACUAAUACUGAGAUAGAGAAGAGGGGAAGCAAAGCCAAACAAACAGCAGCAACUUCUAGACCCGGGGAAGUGGUAGCUGGACAGGUUCCAAUAAAUGGGAGGGGUGGGGGAAACCCCCCUCCUAAUGGAUAG
This is a messenger RNA of Lycium barbarum (goji berry), 672 nucleotides long. RefSeq lists its product as uncharacterized. Lineage: Eukaryota; Viridiplantae; Streptophyta; Magnoliopsida; Solanales; Solanaceae. Gene Ontology annotation, molecular function: zinc ion binding; nucleic acid binding. The record is from RefSeq and is a predicted model, not a curated record. The coding region runs from base 1 to 672 and encodes 223 amino acids. The transcript has a single exon.